CCCUUGAAGUCAGCUGACAGUAGCAGCACAUGACACACAAAACCGUCCACAUGACUCUUCUCUCACAACUGCUUUUAGAGCAACAAUAUCCGCUACAAAUCUGCUUCAUUUAGAGAGCAAGGCAAACAAGAAGUUGCUGCAUUGCCAGACUUAUAACCUUGGCUGUUAAUCUGUUCAGGCUGCAGAAACCUCGCUUCCGGAAAAGGGGAUUUUCGGGAAAUUCUACGUCGGUAUCGGCAUGCAACAAACAGUGGUUAUUUUUUUGCUGGCAUUCUCCUCGGCCACCCAGGCUCUGGACAAUGGUCUGAUGAGGACCCCACCCAUGGGCUGGCUGGCAUGGGAGCGAUUCCGCUGUGACAUUGAUUGUGAAAAUGAUCCUCAGAACUGCAUUAGUGAGGUGCUGUUCAGGGACAUGGCAGACCGACUGGCUGAGGAUGGCUGGAGAGAGCUCGGUUAUGUCUAUGUUAACAUUGAUGACUGCUGGGCAUCAAAGAGCAGAGAUACACAAGGACGACUGCAGGCAGAUCCAAAGAGGUUCCCAGGUGGCAUUGCUAAACUGGCACGCUAUGUUCAUGACCGUGGGCUGAAGCUGGGAAUUUAUGGUGAUUUGGGAACUUACACCUGUGGAGGAUACCCUGGUACAACCCUGGAUAAAAUUGAGACUGAUGCACAGACCUUUGCUGAAUGGGAAGUUGACAUGCUUAAACUUGAUGGCUGCUACUCCAACGCCACUGACCAGGAGCAGGGCUACCCACGUAUGUCAAAAGCCCUUAAUGCCACCGGCCGUCCGAUUGGCUAUUCCUGCAGUUGGCCUGCCUACCAGGGUGGACUUCCUCCUAAAAUAAAUUACACUCUGCUUGGCGAGAUCUGUAACCUGUGGCGUAAUUAUGGUGAUAUUGAGGACUCAUGGGACAGCAUCCUGAACAUUGUGGACUGGUUUGCAAAAAACCAGGAUAUCCUGCAGCCUGCUGCUGGACCAGGACGCUGGAAUGACCCUGACAUGCUGGUCAUAGGAGAUUUUGGCCUCAGCAUGGACCAGUCUCGUUCUCAGAUGGCACUGUGGGCAAUAAUGGCAGCUCCUCUUUUCAUGUCUAAUGACCUGAGGACCUUAAACAGCGGGGCACGUGCUAUACUGCAGAACAAAGCUGCCAUCGCCAUCAACCAGGACCCCUUGGGCAUCCAAGGAAGAUGCCUGAUAAAGGAGAGCAAUGGCAUAGAGGUGUUCUGGCGUCCUCUGUCUAAUAAAGCAAGUGCUUUGGUGUUCUUCAGCAGAAGAACAGAUAUGCCGUACCGCUAUCAGACAUCUCUGAAGGUGCUCGACUACACACCUGGCAGCUAUAAGGUGUAUGAUGUGUUCAUGGAGAAGACCAUGCCUACACUGAAGGACACCACAGAGUUUGUUGUCUCAAUCAAUCCCUCAGGAGUGGUGAUGUGGUAUGUUGUUCCAUCAGCUGAGUGGCAGGAACAGCCCAAAUUCCACCAAGCAAUUGUCAAAGCUGAUUCUUUUAUUGUGUAAAUAGUCUUUUUUACUAUCCAAACAUGAUACCACCGGCAGGAACAGUGUAGGCUAAAAAACCGAAUGAUUAUUUGAAUGUAACAGAAUGGCUCUUUUUUCAUUGUCUAUAUUUCUAUAAUAAAUUAAGGGGAAUCAUUGGAAAAACACCAGACCUGUGUAACAGUCAUUGACAGGGCUGCGCUGUGUGACAGAAAGAAUAGAGUAAACAGAAACCUGCCUUUAUUCAGCAGUCCUUGAUGACCAGGAUAAAGAAACUAGAUAAACUAACUUCUAUAUUCUGGUCAGGGUCUUGGGAGAUAUAUAUAUAUAAAUCAGCUUAGAUGGAUGAUACAAAAUUAUUUCUGUUUCAUAAUCAAGAACCAUUUUUAUUUAAGUACACAUUUUUAUUAAACUCUCAAGAGCAUUUCAUUCUGUUUGCUAAAGUUAUAGUGUUUUGUAAGUGCAACUUUUGUCAAUAUGCUGAAUAGAGUUUUAAGCAACACCACCACUGCUGCUCCCUUGGCUGACUGUGCCUUUAAUUAUCUUUCACCUAAUGCUCAGGGAUACUGGGAAUAGUUUACAAUCCACUCUUCUGAAAUGAUCAUCUAUACUGAGGUGGACUUGAAUAUUGUGAUUUUACUUGUUUUAUUUUUGGAAUUACAUUUUAAAACUAUGCUUGUAUGGACAUGUGGUGCAGUACAUUAUUGAAUAGUCACCGGUGUAUUUUGAUUAACUGAUCUAAUAUCUCAGCACUCAUUAUGCAAAUCAGUUUAUUUAGAAAUGGCAAUUUUAUGUUUUCAAUUAAAAUUCUGAUCUCCUCAGA
Molecule: messenger RNA, 2318 nt
Organism: Ictalurus punctatus (channel catfish)
Lineage: Eukaryota; Metazoa; Chordata; Actinopteri; Siluriformes; Ictaluridae
Gene: naga
Product: N-acetylgalactosaminidase, alpha
Exons: 9
Coding region: 239-1516 (425 amino acids)
Biological process (GO): glycoside catabolic process; glycosylceramide catabolic process; oligosaccharide metabolic process
Cellular component (GO): cytoplasm
Molecular function (GO): alpha-galactosidase activity
Source: RefSeq, a predicted model, not a curated record